AAUACUCCAGUCCUGGAGGAAGACAGUGGAACCGAGCAGUUUCCAGGGAGGGGACUAGAGGCGAGCAGCAGGUCACCGACGCUGGUGGAACCCAGCGCAGAGCGUCGCCGGAAUUCGGAGCCGCGGGUUCGGCGGGGAAACUUGGGACGCGGUGGAGCUGGCGGACCUCGGUGACAGACUCGGCUGCGGUCGGGGCGGGCAAGCGCGGCACUUGAAGACUGCGGCGGCGCUCCAGGAGGUCCCCGAGGCCGUGCGCUCCGCCGAGCGCCACGCCGAGCGCCGUCUCGGGUGUUUACCGGCGUCCUAGCAACGGCUCGGGCGGCGGCCGGACCGCGGGCGGCGGGCUCCGGAGGCGCUGCAGAGUGUGAGCUCAGAUCCCAGUGUGAGCUGUUCCCAUGGGCGUGGCACUCACAAGAUCUGCACAAUGGACUGCUUCGGGUUAUGGCACUGGAACCCUGGAGAUUACCCCCCUGAACGAGGAGAUAUUGAGAGAAAUUAUUGUGUUUGUGGAGCACUUUACUCAUAAAUAUCCCCAAGAGGCGAAAUUUGUUUUUGUAGAACCACUUGAAUGGAAUACAGAUUUGAAGCCCUCAGCAUUUCAAUCAGGUUAUUUUUUCAGUGAUACAACAGUUGAGUCAGAAGAAGUGGAUAAGAAUAGACAGCCUUUGCUGUUUCUCUCUGUACCAAAAAUUAAAGUCAGGAGCUUCGGGCAACUGGCAUACCUGUUAUUCAUUGCCAAAGACACAAAGCUGAAGGAGGCACAAGCGUGUAUUGAAGGUAACAGAGACCCAGUAGUAAAAAUCUUGGGCUCCGAAUUUGGGGAAAUGAAAGAAGACUCCAUUGCCUUAAAUAUCCUUAAUAAAAUUAAAGCAGAAGAUGAUUAUGAAAAUGAGAUUAAGAUGAAGAUUGCCAUAUUGCUUAAGGAACUAGAUCUGCACCUUCUCAAUCAUACCCUAAAAUAUAUUUCACUGCAAAUAAGUCUAAAUCCAGUGACUGUUAAGAAAGAUAUAGAGCUGCUCCAACGUUUCUCAGGAAAAGGAGAAAAAACAGUCUUGGAAUUUAUUAAAUAUACCUCAGAUUAUGAAUUUUCAAAUGGAUGUCGAGCCCCCCCUUGGCGACAGAUUCAUGGGGAGAUGUGUUAUGUGCUGGUAAAACCCCACGAUGUCGAAGCUUUGUGCAUUACUUGCAGCACAGAAGGAGUGUUUUUAAAUGGUGGAAAAACAGAUGAUGAGGGGGACAUUGAUUAUGAAAGAAAAAGUGAAGUUUAUAAAGACCUUGUCACACUUUUAAAAGAAAAGUCAGCAAUAUUUUCAGAAAAUAUGUCAAAACAGGAAUUUACAUUCAAUGAAGAACAAAAAAAUCCUAUUGAGGAAAAACAGAUCAAGGAAAAAGAAGCUGUCUCUGGCAAAGUUAUCACUAGUUCAGACAGACCGAAGAAGAAUGAAAUCAGUUUUGUGAAGACUCAUAUGGCCAAGAGAUUGGAGCCAAGCUUAAAUUGGAGAACCAAAGUUGAUUUUAAAAUACAUAAAAGUUCAGCAAAAGACAGCCAAGAGGAAAAACAUGGAAAACUUGAAAAGCAAAGACCAUCUCUUUCACAUGGAAAAGUACAGCUUCAUAAGAGUGUAGAUAAGAUUGAAGAAACUAUUAGUGAGAGCUCUUCGGAAAGUGAAGAAGAUGAAGAACAACCUGAUCAUCGUCAGGAAGCAAAUGCAGAUUUGCCUUCGGAAUAUUGGCAAAUUCAGAAGCUGGUGAAAUAUUUAAAGGGAGGAAAUCAGACUGCAACAGUGAUUGCUUUGUGUUCAAUGAAGGAUUUCAAUUUAGCUCAAGAGACCUGUCAACUGGCCAUCAGAGAUGUUGGAGGCCUUGAAGUUUUAAUAAAUUUGCUUGAUACAGAUGAAGUCAAAUGUAAGAUUGGUUCAUUAAAAAUCCUGAAGGAAAUCAGUCAUAAUCCUCAAAUCAGACGUAAUAUUGUUGACCUUGGUGGCUUACCAAUUAUGGUUAGUAUACUUGAUUCUUCAUACAAGAGUCUGAAGUGUUUGGCAGCUGAGACCAUUGCAAACGUUGCCAAGUUUAAGAGAGCCCGGCGGGCUGUGAGACAGCAUGGCGGUAUCAACAAGCUGGUUGCUUUACUAGACUGUGCACAGAAUUCAACAGAACCAGCUCAAUCAAGUCUGUAUGAAACCAGAGAUGUGGAAGUGGCUCGCUGUGGGGCUUUGGCACUGUGGAGCUGCAGUAAGAGUCAUUCAAAUAAAGAAGCCAUUCGUAAAGCAGGGGGCAUCCCUUUGCUGGCUCAGUUACUGAAGACUUCUCAUGAAAAUAUGUUAAUUCCAGUAGUGGGGACACUGCAAGAAUGUGCAUCAGAGGAAAACUACCGAGCUGCAAUCAAAGCUGAAAAGAUCAUUGAAAACCUAGUGAAGAAUCUAAAUAGUGAGAAUGAGCAAUUGCAGGAGCACUGUGCCAUGGCCAUUUACCAGUGUGCUGAAGAUGAGGAAACCCGUGACCUGGUGAGGCUCCAUGGAGGACUUAAACCGCUGGCCAAUCUACUCAAUAACACUAAGAAUAAAGAAUUGUUGGCUGCUGUCACAGGGGCAAUAUGGAAAUGCUCCAUCAGCAAAGAGAAUGUGAUCAAGUUUCGGGAAUACAGAGCCAUUGAAACUUUGGUGGGACUUUUAACCGAUCAACCCGAAGAAGUACUUGUGAAUGUGGUCGGGGCCUUGGGAGAAUGCUGCCAAGAACAUGAAAACCGAGUCAUUGUCCGGAGAUGUGGUGGCAUUCAACCGCUUGUGAACCUCCUCGUUGGAAUAAACCAGGCUCUUCUUGUGAAUGUCACAAAGGCAGUUGGUGCUUGUGCGGUAGAGCCCGAGAGUAUGGUAAUAAUUGAUCGCUUAGAUGGAGUUCGUUUGUUGUGGUCCCUGCUGAAAAAUCCACACCCAGAUGUGAAGGCCAGUGCAGCAUGGGCCCUCUGUCCAUGCAUUGAAAAUGCAAAGGAUGCUGGAGAAAUGGUUCGUUCCUUUGUUGGUGGUUUGGAACUUGUUGUCAAUUUACUGAAAUCGGAUAACAAAGAAGUUUUGGCGAGCGUAUGUGCUGCUAUUACCAAUAUAGCAAAAGAUCAAGAAAACUUAGCUGUUAUUACAGAUCAUGGGGUUGUUCCUUUAUUGUCCAAGCUGGCAAAUACAAAUAAUGAUAAAUUGAGGCAUCAUCUGGCAGAGGCUGUCUCACAUUGCUGUAUGUGGGGCAGAAACAGAGUGGCCUUUGGUGAGCACAGAGCAGUGGCUCCUUUGGUGCGCUACCUGAAAUCGAAUGACACCAAUGUGCAUCGAGCAACAGCCCAAGCCUUGUAUCAGCUCUCAGAAGAUGCAGAUAACUGCAUCACCAUGCAUGAGAAUGGCGCAGUAAAGCUGCUACUGGAUAUGGUUGGGUCCCCUGAUCAGGAACUCCAGGAAGCUGCAGCAGGUUGUAUAUCCAACAUCCGCAGGUUGGCUCUUGCUACAGAAAAGGCAAGGUACUCUUGAAAUCUGCAGUGCUUCUUGCCAGGACAAGCUACCAAGUUUUAUAUAACCCAGAACAUGUCAUUCCCAUGGCCAGGAAGCCUAAAUUGGGAAACACUGAUGAGCAAAAUCUUGGAAACGGUCUAAAAGAAAACAUACAUAUUAGAAGUUCAAAUGAUACUUUUUAUCUGAAAAUUGCAUGGGUAUAUUUUUGUUCUUUUUAAUGUUUCAGGGAUAUGCCAUGUAAUAAAAUGUGAAGCCAACAAAUUUGUGAUGAUUUUCCAAGAACUUGGAAUAUGUGUAAAUAGUAUAUAUGUAAACAGUCUAUAUAUAGCGAGAGAAACACACAUACUUUUCAAUGAUGCUUUUGUUAUUUGUGGAGAUUUUAAUAAAGAAUAUGGCUUUCCCAGGGUGCAGUUUCAUAAUCGCUCAUGGGUGUCUUUAGAGUUCCCUUUCUGUUAAACCUAUCUAACAGUCCUGUCAUAAUAGCCUUGUCUGUUUGAUCACUUGCAACCCACGGGAGAGUUCUGAGGAGAUGUGCUGAUUUCACAAACGGUUAUUAAAUGGAAUUUAGAGUUAAGCAGCUGGACUUAGAGAGAUCAUCCUGAGGUCAUCCCAGAUUUCUCCUGAAUUACUAUCAAACAUCUGAGAAGAUAAUGUAUAACCGUCACCAUAUCAGAUAAUUCAAAUUACAAGAACAUAAGCAAUGAGUUCGUCUUUAUUCUUCAACUCACAGAGCAUAAACAAUUAUGUUUGAUUUCCCUCACAGGGUUUCACCAACACUUUUAUUGAAAGAAAUUAAUUUAUGCUGAUGUGAGGAUAAUAUUGUUACACAUAAAAUUGCUUUGCAUUUCUGAACUUGUUUUCAGCACACGAAGUACUUUUUAGAAAGUGGCUACAAAGGAUUAAUAGCAUUUUAUCAGGUUAAGAAACAUUAGAAUCCACUUAAAACCAUCACAUAUGUAACCUCAGUGUGCUGAAAUGUUUGGGAACUGACUGUCCUGAGCACCUAAUAGCCAGAAAAAUAGCUUUGUAUGCAUCAGGCUCGGCAAGCUGACAAUCUUAGUUAAUGCUUUAAAGAGCAGGCAAGGCAGUUUUAUAGAAAAAUAUUAGGUACUGUAUAUGCUUGUCAUAAUUUGGAGAAGAUCAUAAAAUUAAUUGAAUUCAAUGUAAAUAAUUUGUACAAAAUGAAAAGCCCGUACAGGAUGAAAAUUAUACCAGUGAUAGAUGCUCCAAUAAAAAGAUAAAGCACUUCUGAGAAUUUUAAGGCUUCAUAAAACAACCAUUCAUCUCCACUGCUUUUUAAAGGAGGUUUGGAAAGAAGAUAAUAUGAACAAGGAAAUGGUAUUAAUGCUAAGAAUAAAAUUUUAAGUAUAAAGUGAAUCUGUUAUCUUCUAACAAUAAAUAUUUCUGUUAAAUCCACCAUUUAGCUUUGUUUUACAACCUUAAAAAUUCAUCUUGAAACCAUGGAUUAUGAUAGCUACAGGAAAUGAAUUAACAUGCUAUGAUUAUAUUAUUAUUAAAGGAAGCUUCUACCAUUGACUUCAGAGUUUAAAAUACCCUUAAAUUACUGGUUCCUGAAAGUGAAAGGAAACAACAGGAAAAACACAGCAAACAAGAAAAACAACCCUGUGGACAUUGUAGGGAAGCACUGAUAUUUUUUACAGCGUGCUAGAUAGAAGAAAACUUGGGCUUUCUGUUUUCAUGGUUAGUAAAUGCAUACAAUAAAUGCCACAGUGCUAUUUUAAAAGAAACUAACCCCUUGGAAACAGAAAAUUAACAUGAUGAUUAUUUUGUCUUUCAAAGGAAGAAUUUUCAAAAAAUUCCUAAACACCCAAAAGUAGUAUCUUUAGAGUAGAUAAAUGAGAAGUUUAAUUUAAAGAUCAUCUGUGGCUUAUUUUGUGAAAUGGCAUAAUGGAAAACUCUGAUCUUACUAGAAAAUGCCAAAGCCAGUGAAAAUACCUAUGGCUUUCAGAGAAUAUAGAUAUGGACAAUCACACCAUUGUUGGGCCACUACAUGCUGUGAAAGUAUUCACUAUUUUUUUUUUUCAUUAGUUUAUGUGUGAGGGUUUUCUUUAUAUUUAUCUUAUGCUAUAUAAGGCCAAGGACCUUAAUUCUUUAUAAGUUUUCAGUGACAAGUUUCUUUCUUAUGCUUCUUUUUUCCCCUUAGGGAAAACAAUAUAUUCUCUUGGUAAUAGAUGGCUAUUUCAGUUUGAAAGGAGGAAGGAUUUUAAGGUGGAAGGAAUUUUAAAUAGAUCCUCCAAUAGAUCUCCCAAUCUCUUUAGUUGUGAGGUGUUUUUUUUUUUUUUUUUAGAAGUCCUUGCCAUGAUCUUGUGCCAUUCACAGUUAGCUGUGUGUUUGCUGCUAUCAAGAUACCUUGCACUAAAAAACAACAAACAUUUGUUUGUUUCUAAAACUUUUUCUAGCUUUUUAAAGUGAAUGGAAAGUUAGUUUUGUUAAGGCUUGGCAUUGUGGAUCCUGUUGUUUUGAACUUUGAUUUUACAUCUCUAGGGCCUUCACAUGAAACCGAUUCAAUGUGAUUCAGAAUAUUUGGAAAAUUGAUUUCCAUGUAGGAACCUGAGAAGCUCAGUUGUUGAUACACAGACAACCAAGAGUGGUGACUAAAUCCUUUCACUUUCCUAUACGUAAUGGGAUUAGGUUUACAAGGUAAAACUUCCCAGUGCAAUUAAUUUAAGAUGUUUGAUUUCAUUUCAUGAAGAUUUGGGAAUGGAAUGGACUAUGUCCAUUCCUGUGAUUCAGUGUAAACAUUAAUAAAACCCACUUAUUUAAAAGUCUUACUACUUUAAAUGCAUUAAAUGCCCAAAUAACCAAUGGUCCACAUGUACUUACAUGUAAAAUGUGAAAAUCUCCCCCUAAAUGAGAAUGGAACAGAAAGAGAACCAAAUUUCAUAUGAUACUACUCUAUGCAGGCACAGUGUUAGGUACUUUUUGAUCUUACUUUAAAAUGCAGGAGAAUGAUGAAAUAGAUACCUUCAUAUCUUACUAGACUAAAAUCUGCAAGGACAAUUUGGUAGUGCAUACGAAAAGUUUUAUAACUGUAUGCUUUUGGGAUUAUGUCCAGAAAGUUAUCUGUGAUGGAGUUCCCUACUUCCCUGGUGGUCUUCAAUGUCCCCUAAAGGCCCCAUGUGUUAGAAGUGUGGUCCCCAGCUUGGCAUUAUUAGGAAGGGGUGGAAACUUUAAGUGUGGGGGCAGGAAGUCAAGAAUGAUCUUUGGGUCACGAGGAGUGUGUCCUCAAGGGGGUUUAUGAGACUGUGAUCUUUUCCUUCUCUUUCACUUCCUGACCAUGAGGUGAGUAUUUUGUUUUGCCAGGUGGCCUGCCAUGAGGUACUGCCUUGCCACAGGUCCAAAGCAAUGGGACCAAUUGAUUAUGCAUUGAAAAUUUCAAAACUUUGAGCCAAAGUAAAUCUUUUAGCCAGUCCCCCAAAAUCAAAGGCUGAAUGUUCUCUGAUAUGUUGAUGCUAACACACAAUAAGGUAGGGGGAGGGAAGAGUAGAAAUUCAUUAAAUUAGACAAAGGAGAAGGAAGGGGAUGGAAAUAGGAAAGACAAUAGAAUGAAUCUGACAUAACUUUCCUAUGCUCAUGUAUGAAUACACCACCAGUAUAACUCCACAUCAUGUUCAACCACAAGAAUGGGAUCCUAAUUACGAUUUUUAUACUCCAUGUGUGUAUAAUAUGUCAAAAUAUACUGUACUGUCAUGUAUAUCUAAAAAGAACAAAGAAAAACUAAGAAAAAAACUUUUAUUUUGUAGUUUUAUUAUCUCAGUUACUUUUUAGAGUAAUAAAGGCUGACACAUGCAUAUAAUUUUUGUAACAGUAGGAAUGAUAGGAAAAUUUAGGUUAAUUUAAUUAUGGUUCAACCAUGUAAUCAAAACAUGUUGUGGAAUAAGAGUUAAUGGCAGAGAGCAUUUCAGAAUAUAUUAUUAAACUACAAAACAAGUUCCAAAUCAGUCUAUGUAAUGUGAGUGCAUUUUUAAAAUACAUGUAUUUAGCAAGGUAGUCGCAAUGAGAGAGAUGACGUUUUUGAUGAUAUUUUCUAAUCUAGUGAUAGGAAUUAUUUUUAAAAAAUAAAAACAAAACACUCCCAAUUAAUUUUUAUAUUUUUGCCAUUUAGAAACAUCUAAGACAGACAUUCUUCCUAACACUAGCUUUAAAAGAGAGAGAGUCAGUUUACAAACAGGCUGUACAACACAUACAUGAAAUAAAUGAGAUUUUUAAAAUAUGAGAAAAGUAACUUCAACAUCUAAAUACCAUAAGGAUGUUAUUAAUCUAUAAUAUAUGCAUUUGAAAUAGUUUUAAAUUACAACUAAUGGUAUAGUAUAAAUUACAAAUAAUGAUAUUGUAUUAUUGAGACAUCCCUAAGUGGAGCUUGUAUAAAUUCUGACCAUUUCCUUAUUUGUCUUUUGUCAGUUAAGCAGCUUAAUUCUACUCUAAAAGCAUAGAAAUCACAUGAAUGAAAUAACUCAAAGGAUCAUUGAUAGACUGCUUCAUAGAAUAGUGUUGUUUUGAGAAGAAUAGUUCAUACCCCUUAAUUAUUUACUCCAUUGUGUAUUACUAAGGCUCUUUAUAUAUUUUUCCCUAGUAAAUCUACUAGAAGUACUCUCAACCUGAAGUAAAUUUAAUAGAAUCUCACAGACCUUAGUAAUCCUUUAAAACGUCAUGUUUUUCUCCUCUGUGCUAUUUUUUAUGCUUGAGUUGUUACAUUAAUUUCAUUUCAUUCCAAUAUUUGUUUUCUCCAUUCUAAUCUCUGUGUCUCCAGUUUAUACUCCUGUUUUCUCUGACAAAUGGUUAUUACAUUUUCUGGCUCUUAAACUAUUUUAUGCUUCAAUUUCUGUAAAUGCAAGAUGUAAAGUUGAUAUUUCAAUAUGUUUCUGAUGUGCAAUUGUCACGGCUGACUGGAAAUCAUGUAACAGAUGGGAUCCUUAUUCUCCCAAUCCAUUAUUUUUAAAUUUUCAAGUAAAAGUGAAUUAUUCUUUA
Molecule: messenger RNA, 8483 nt
Organism: Marmota monax (woodchuck)
Lineage: Eukaryota; Metazoa; Chordata; Mammalia; Rodentia; Sciuridae
Gene: Odad2
Product: outer dynein arm docking complex subunit 2
Exons: 20
Coding region: 396-3512 (1038 amino acids)
Molecular function (GO): protein binding
Source: RefSeq, a predicted model, not a curated record